Messenger RNA from Larimichthys crocea (large yellow croaker), 1456 nucleotides. RefSeq names its product aldose reductase. The coding region runs from base 256 to 1206 and encodes 316 amino acids. NCBI's taxonomy places the organism in Eukaryota, Metazoa, Chordata, Actinopteri, Sciaenidae. Gene Ontology annotation, molecular function: oxidoreductase activity. The transcript has 10 exons. The record is from RefSeq and is a predicted model, not a curated record.
CAGUCUGAGGGUGCAGAGGAUCCAAACACUGUCUUCCCAAGUUCAGUAAGAGACAACAUGUAAAAGAGUCUUGUCCAUCACACUCAAGAGAAAUAAAAGAACAGAGAAACGAUGGAAGCAACCCGAGAAUCACCUUCUAUAUGAAAAUAUACCAGUGGGUGCACCUGCAGGUUGCUAAACCAGCUGUCAAUCACGCAAUGCCUGAGCAGAGGCACGCAUGUCCAAAAGAUCCCCCAUCGUCCAAUACAGCUAAAAAUGUUGCAGAAAAAAAGAUUGAAAGAGAAACACAACUUGUUUCUGAAACAGAUACUUAAUUCCAGCCAUCUUCCCCGCUCCUCGAUCCAGGGUGCGGUAGAGGCCGCCAUCGCAGCUGGCUACCGCCACAUUGACACCGCCUACAGCUACAGCAAUGAGGCCGAUAUCGGUAAAGCUCUGCGCGCCAAGAUGCAGCAGGGCAUCAUCCGGCGCGAGGACAUGUUCAUUGUCAGUAAGCUGUGGUGUACCCAUCAUGCCCCAGAGGACAUCCCCGUGUGCCUGAAUAAAUCCCUGAGAGAUCUCCAGCUGGACUACCUGGAUCUUUACCUCGUGCAUUUCCCUGUUGGCCUCAAGAAAAUGGGUGAUGAGCUUUUUCCUAAGAAGGAUGGAAAGAUCCAGACCUCUGACAUAGACUAUAUCGACGUUUGGAGGGGGAUGGAAGCCCUGCAAGCCUCAGGGAAGGUGAAGAGCAUCGGCGUGUCCAACUUCAAUAUCCUGCAACUGGAGAGACUCCUUGCUCUGUGCAGGGUUCCUCCUGCUGUCAAUCAGGUGGAGCUACAUCCCUACCUGGUGCAAACAGACAUGAUAGAGUACUGUAAAUCCAAGAACAUCGUCCUGACUGCCUACAGCCCGUUUGGCUCACCUGCGAGACCACCGGAGAUGUUCAAAGGAGACACUGAUCCAUGCAAGCUCCUGGAGGAUCCGGUUGUAGCAGAUAUAGCCAAGAAGCACAGACACAGCCCUGCACAGGUACUGCUCAGGUACCAUGUGCAGCAGGGUAUUGUAGUCAUCCCUAAGAGUGACAAGCCUCAUCACAUCCUUGAAAACACAAAGAUCUUUGACUUCAGUCUGACUGAAGAAGACAUGAGAGCACUGAGAGGACUGGACCGAGGGUGGAAGGCCUGCACGCUUGACGAAAUCAAGUCUCAUCCGUACUAUCCGUUUGUAUGAAGCUGCCAGGAGAGCAGAGAGAAGACGGCAAACAACCAGUUACAUGUUUACUCUCUACCUACAGCAUCACAUUGUAAUUCAUCAGUUUACCAAAUAAUGUGAAGACAAACAUAUGAAGACUAUGAAGAUUCAGUAUGAAUGAAAUUAACGUGACAAACCAAUAUUGUGACACUGAUAAGCUUUUUCAAUGUUCCGUGUGCUGAAAACUUUUACCUGUUUCCAAUAAAAUACUGUUUGUGUUCGAACACCA